ACAACAGUGUGACGAACAUUAUCCUUCCUGCAGCAAUUGCAAGCGCCGUCGCGAACAUUGCUCUUAUAACGUCUCAUCAAACGGCCAUGGCGGUGAUACGCCUGAACCGAGCUCACACGAAAGCCAUAGCAGUACUAUCGCAGCCUUGCAGCUCCUGCAUAUUUCUCAACUCGAGCUGAUGCAUCAGUACACCACGUCCACAUAUGCGACGCUGGUAAAAUUACCUCGCGACCAGAACCUCGCGCAGAUCGAAAUUCCAAGAAUGGCCAUCCAAUAUCACUCCCUUCUCGACGCCCUCUUCUGUCUAACCUCUCUCCACCUCGCAUCCGAGCGUCCCUUGGAAGCCGUUCGGCUUGCUAAUGAAGCCGUACGCUACCAAACCUCCGCAUUGGGCGCUUGCCGAGAGGGCCUAAGUAACCUCACAGCGAGCGGCCCCCAAUGCCGUGCCAUGUUCCACAGCUCCGCGUUCCUCGGAGUCAGUGCAAUGGCUCUCCAUUGUAUCCGCGCUCGUUUCAAUGCCGCACCGCGUCCAUCGGAGACACUCCUCGAAUCAGCCGAGCUAUGGAGAGGCACCGGCCUGAUGCUCCACACCGCUCAAAAGAUGCUCGAUCCCGAAACAUUCAACUCCUUUUUCCCGUUGCCGGACUGGUUCACGCUCAUCGGCGCCGUCCGCGACGAAAAUGCACCCGCGCAGGAAAUGCUAGAGAGACUGCGCACGCGGGUGCGCCUAUUCGACCCAUCCACCGAUCUCACCUUCCAAUAUCCUCCCACGCCCACGCCGUCCCCGGGAGCCACGGGAGAGGCCAAUCACCAGAGCCCGGAAAGUUCCGCCAUGAGUAACGCAUCCUCGCCCCCCGCCCUCACGCCGAAACGCGAGCAAGAAGAGCGCAUACCCGCCUACCUCAACGUCCUGGAUAAACUCAGUAAACUGUUCCACGUGCGGGACCCGGAGACUCCCGCGAUCCUCAACAUCCUCAUCGAAAUCUCGCCCGUAUUCCUCCAUGACCUCGUGGCGGGAGCACCAUUGGCUUCGGCUAUUGGUCUGAUGUACACGGUAUUGAUGCGUACCCUUGAAGCGCAUUGGUGGUCGAAAGAUUAUCAACAGCAGUUGAAGGCGGAGCUGGCGUCGUAUAUCCCUCCUGGCGAUGUCGAGUUGAUGGCGAUUGCGGUGUGGGCGGAGGCGUGAGCUAGAUGUGGUACUGGAGUCCACAAUUUUCUGGCGCGAAUAAGGCUCGAGCGGUGGCAAUGUAUCGGGUGUGUGUGUGAAUUCCAAAUUGGUCUCGACGACUUCGCUUUGAGGAACUCACAAACAUCAAGUCAAGUCUAGGAAAGCUCGGCUUUUUCCAGCACUUGAAUCUGCCUCAAAGAACACACCAGCGCACGCUUCAAGCCGGCAUGACUUGGGAGUAUCCCUGCAAAGAACGAUGAAUGUCGUCACAUCCCGUUUCGGUGCCAGCCAGGAGUUGGUCUGGGAAUAAAGAAGCAGCCGAUGAGCUUCAACCACAA
Dissoconium aciculare CBS 342.82 is the source of this 1506-nucleotide messenger RNA. RefSeq lists its product as uncharacterized. The coding region runs from base 179 to 1186 and encodes 335 amino acids. Gene Ontology annotation, molecular function: DNA-binding transcription activator activity, RNA polymerase II-specific. NCBI's taxonomy places the organism in Eukaryota, Fungi, Ascomycota, Dothideomycetes, Mycosphaerellales, Dissoconiaceae. The transcript has a single exon. Gene Ontology annotation, biological process: regulation of transcription by RNA polymerase II. The record is from RefSeq and is a predicted model, not a curated record.